AUGCUCACAACAGGUCUGAUCCUCCACACCUACCCUCUCAGUCGCAUCCUUCUUUUAUCCUCCACCCUAGCCACCUUAUCCUACACAUUAGCCAUCUUCAACCAAGCCUCUCACCCGACCAUCUUCAUCUUCAUCUUCAACACCCUCAUCACAUCUCUCACAAGCCAUCCACAGAAUGACCAAACCCACGUAGCCUUCUCUCUCUACUCUCGCAUUCUCACUCAUACCAACCUCAAACCCAAUGACCAUACAUACCCAUCUCUAUUCAAGGCUUGUAGAUCGCACCCAUGGCUCCAAUAUGGUCGAGCCUUACAUACCCAUGUCUUGAAAUUUUGUGAGCCCUCCUAUUAUCACUUUGUUCAAGCCUCAUUGCUCAAUUUUUACUCCAUAAUUGGCAAAGUGAGCAUUUCAAGGUACCUUUUUGAUCAAGUCAGUCACCCUGAUUUAGCUACAUGGAAUUCUAUAUUAUCUGCUUAUGCUCGUAAUGCUAGUGUACAUUGUGUUCACAAUGCCAUUAGUAGUGAUGAUAUUGACAAUACUGGUUUGUCAUUAGAAGUUCUGUCCUUGUUCAAUGAUAUGCAGAAGUCUCUGGUUAGGCCUAAUGAGGUUACCAUGGUAACUUUAAUCGGUGCUUGUGGUAAUUUGGGUGCAUUUGGACAAGGCACAUGGGCACAUGCUUAUGUAUUAAAGAAGAGUCUCAAAUUAAACCACUACAUAAGCACGGCUUUGAUUGAUUUCUAUGCAAAUUGUGGAUGUCUCGGACUUGCAUUUCAGUUGUUUGGUCAAUUGCCUGAUAGAGACACAUUGUGUUACAAUGCAAUGAUUAGAGGGUUUGCAAUUCAUGGUCAUGGGAACGAGGCACUUGAACUUUUCAAGAAAAUGAACCUUGAUGGGUUGCUUCCUGAUGAUGUGACAAUGGUAGUUAUAAUGUGUGCUUGCUCACAUGUUGGGUUGGUUGACCAAGGUUGCAAGUAUUUUGAGUGUAUGAAGGAGGCUGAGGAAACGGUUCGGACAAUGCCCAUGAAGCCUAAUGCAAUUUUGUGGAGGUCUUUGCUAGGGGCAGCUAGAGUUCAUGGCAAUUUAGAGAUAGGUGAACUUGCACUAUCCCACUUGACACAGUUAGAACCAGAGAUUAGUGGGAAUUAUGUGCUUUUAUCUAAUCUUAGCUUGGUCGAGACAAAUGGUGCUAUGCAUGAAUUCAUUAUUGGUGACAAAACAUACCCACAAUUGGAAGAGAUAUAUGUGAAGGAAGAGAAGGAAGAUGCACUCUCAUACCACAGUGAGUGGCUAGCUAUUGCGUUUGCACUCAUUGCAUCUGAUUCCAGCUCACCAAUCCGUAUAAUAAAGAAUCUUCGAAGGGGGCUUGUUCUUGUUUGGAUUACUGGUGAGAGGCUUCCUAACAUUUACAAGGUUCCCACAAUCAAAAGUGAUACACUAAAGCUAGCAGAGAUGACUAGAAGAUGCAAAGAAUAUGGUCAUAGGCCAAGAACCAGAAAAGUAAUAUUUGGCACUGAAGAGGAAGAGAAGGAAGAUGCCCUCUCACACAUUCAGAGGCUGGCUAUUCCUUUUGGAUUCAUUGCAUCUGGGUGCAUUGUACCAAUCCUGAGUUAUAAAGAAUCUUCGGGUUUGUGA
This is a messenger RNA of Ilex paraguariensis (yerba mate), 1632 nucleotides long. Lineage: Eukaryota; Viridiplantae; Streptophyta; Magnoliopsida; Aquifoliales; Aquifoliaceae. The record is from the annotation of a GenBank genome assembly.